GUUCGCCAUGUGUGUAAGGAAAUCAACCGCAGAUUAUCGCUGCUUGGACUGAGUUCUCUGCCCGUAGCCCGCAGAUGACUGUUGCUGAGGGAGAAGGAUAAUACAAAAUGGCAGAAGCAGUUUUCCGUCCCCCAAGAAGGAAGAGAAAAGUUUAUGAAUCCUAUGAUUCUCCUUUUCCUAUUUCUGCUCCCCAGGAUGGGGUUUAUGGGAGAGAGGACAAAAUAUGCCAAGCUGAAAUUAUUAACAAAAAUGUAAUUGUGAAGAAUCCUGAGGAUAUAGCACAACUGUAUAGCAAGGGUUUUUUUGGGAAAGGUAUUCUUUCAAGAAGUCGACCAGAAUAUGGUAUUUCAGAACCAGCACUGGUUGUUAAGUGGCAAGAUGCCAGGUUAAACAUGCCCGUAAUCUCGUCAAAAAAAUUCCAGCGUUAUGUAGAGUGGGCUAAAAGUCGCAUGAAGGAGCAGGGACUCAAUGACUGCACAGUAAACAAAUUCCUUCUAAAUUACAUCGAACCACUUAAUCUAGAAGGAAAAGAUGAACAAACGAAUGAGUCUGAGAAUGAAGAGACACAAGCAAUGGAGCCUGCUGAGCCCAAGCUGGUAGUGACUUCUGAUGAAAGGAAUCAAGCAGCCCACCCGGAAGGGGAUCCGCACUGUGAUCCAUUAGGCAAGUGUGGCUCUAAUGAACGGGACAGAACAGGAUUUCAAGCUAUCACUAGAACUCAUUCUCCAAAAAGUCCAUCUAGUUUGCAUGAUGACAGCAAGCAAGAUGACUGUGUCAAACAGGAAUCUCCUGUUUUGAGCAGUGGAGAAUAUAGUCACCAGGAGUUUGUGCUGGUGCAAGAAGAAUCGGAUUGGAGUCCAGAAGAAGAAAACGCACAUGAGGCAUCACACCUGAGUGAAAAAGAAAAGUUAGUCUGCAGAAGAAAUCCGUUUAGGAUUUUUGAAUAUUUGCAGCUCAGUCUAGAAGAGGCUUUUUUCUUGGUGUACGCUCUGGGAUGUUUAAAUAUUUAUUACAGUGAGGUACCUUUAUCUAUCUUGAAGCUAUGGGAAUUUUUCAGUGAAGUGCAACCCAAUUUUAGAACUACGUACAUGGCGUAUCACUAUUUCCGAUGCAAAGGGUGGGUUCCUAAAGUUGGACUGAAAUAUGGAACUGAUCUCUUGUUGUAUCGAAAAGGUCCUCCAUUUUACCAUGCCAGUUACUCUGUGAUUGCUGAAUUAGUUAAUGGUGACUUUGAAGGAUCAUCACAGAGAUCGUUUAGCUGGAGGUCUUUAUCAAGUCUGAAUAGAACCACAGCAAAUGUUUCUAAGGAACUUAUGUUCUGUUACCUGAUUAAACCAUCUGAUAUGACUGAAGAAGAAAUGUCAUCACCAGAGUGUCUCAAAAGAAUUAAAGUUCAGGUAUGCUAG
Messenger RNA from Gekko japonicus, 1406 nucleotides. RefSeq names its product tRNA splicing endonuclease subunit 2 (gene TSEN2). The record is from RefSeq and is a predicted model, not a curated record. Gene Ontology annotation, molecular function: nucleic acid binding; tRNA-intron lyase activity. Gene Ontology annotation, cellular component: tRNA-intron endonuclease complex. Lineage: Eukaryota; Metazoa; Chordata; Lepidosauria; Squamata; Gekkonidae. The transcript is spliced from 11 exons. Gene Ontology annotation, biological process: tRNA-type intron splice site recognition and cleavage; tRNA splicing, via endonucleolytic cleavage and ligation. Bases 108 to 1406 code for a protein of 432 amino acids.